This is a messenger RNA of Kockovaella imperatae, 1346 nucleotides long. RefSeq lists its product as hypothetical. The transcript is spliced from 2 exons. NCBI's taxonomy places the organism in Eukaryota, Fungi, Basidiomycota, Tremellomycetes, Tremellales, Cuniculitremaceae. The record is from RefSeq and is a predicted model, not a curated record. The coding region runs from base 103 to 1257 and encodes 384 amino acids.
CCAACUGACUCUGGCUCUCCCUCCACUUGACAGGUCCACUCACUCAACCAUCUUCCAUUACAGACAUUUAGAUCCGAUCUGACGGUGUUGACGACGACAAAGAUGUCUGAAUCGAGGCGAGUCACCGAUGAGAAUGACCCUCCAUCAUCCCCAUUACACCUCUCGGUCCCUUCCACUCCAAUUCGGGGCUUAGCCUCGAGAUUGAUCACUUCAGAAUGUCGAAUACCCACACAAGUCGGCUCAUCAUUCAAAGUCAGAGACUCAAGCUUUACCCUCCCAUCUCCAGCGCAAGGCCUUGAUAUACCUUACGAUCUAUCCUUCCUUUCUCCCGCUACAGACUCGUCCACUCUCCCCCGCGGGAUCCUUCAUCGAACGCUGUCUCGAGCACCUCCCAAUACCCCUGACAGUAGCAACCUAAACGACUCGCCAGAAAACGUCCAGUCAGACCUGAGUGUACGAUUCGACACUUCCAACGGCUCCCUCUUCUCUUCCAAGAGACUCGCUCGAGACCCUACGCCUUACCCUCCACCUCUCCAAUGCGCAGAUUGGCUAUCAACGCAUGAUCAACUUCUUCCCCAACCCAAGUAUAGUGUCGUUCGGCCUUGGCUGAAGGAUAUCCUCAAGCGAACCGCUACAGACCGAUCUGGCUCCAUGCAACUUCCUCUAGACGAAUCUCCCAAUCUUGCCAAUACGAUGCCUCCUCAAACGCCAGAACGAUCCUCAGCUUUCCCAGCAGCGCCAACGACACCGUCUCUAGCCAUCCGCUUGGCCAAUCUCGAUCUUACCGACCUACCGCUCGACCCUCCGUCCCUCUCGCCCACUGAGACGAGUGGAUCCGACCCGCGAGUGCAAGACUUGUCGCGCCUCACCUGGUCACAGGUGGAGCUCGACGUGGACGACCCCGAUUGGAGCUUUGAACCUAUCAUGAGUGGUCAAGACGCUCUGGCGGCGUUGUGUGACUACACCUCGGACGACGACGACAGUGAGUCUGACGGGGAGAAGGUCGAAAGCGGCCACGAGGUACAAGGCGAGGACAUAGUCAUCCAUCUAGAGUCCCCAGCGCUCGACCUUGAGCGGCCAUCACCUCAGCCUGAAUACCGAUUAGGAUCUCCGAUCCGCUUGAAGGCCUCUACAUCACGGUUACCUCUCAAGUUCGCUUCUCCCUUCCCGUCUUCGUUUGAGGAUCGCGAUUCGGAUACAGCACCAUCCCCAUUUGAGCCUUUCUAUGCGUAUCGCCGAGCCGACUCGGACCAAUGAUCCGUCAUGUGUCGGUGAACGGCCUUUCGCUAGCCGUAGCAGGCCAGUAGCUCAACUCGAGACUACUUGCUCCCCUCCUGGAAUCGAGC